GGAAACACAGUCAGAGUAUUUCACCACGGUGUUCCGUUUGCAUCGGCGGAACAAUGAAGAUUCGAGAGCCGUUAACGGAACCGAACGUCAUGUAAAUCAUUUGGUUACGCUAUUUUCUUUGAAAAAUGGAACCGGUUCCUCGGUCCUCGGUUCAAAUCCCAAGAGCUGAUAUUUGUCUUCCUUAGAGAUGGAGUAGCCUAUAGCCUAUUACAUGCGCUCACGCUCGUCAAGUCUAUCAGAUAAUGGGACGUAAAGAUGGGGUACGACACCAGUUGCUCUCUUAAAAAUAGCCUCUCCUGCUGGAGAAUGACCCCCCCUCAGCGCCUGUCGGAAUGCCGUUUCUCUCCGCGUGCACAAGGGCCAAGCGCCAGAUGGCCACAUCAUAACCGACUGUGAUACUUGAUACUAUUGCGCUAAAGCUGGACCCUAACUUUGCGGAUCUGAUGGAUUUAAAGAGGGUGCUGUCCUUUCCUCCAUAUCCAGGGGAUUAUUUGCACCCAGUGGUGUAUGCCUGCACUGCAGUGAUGCUGCUCUGCCUGCUGAUUUCUAUCAUGACAUACAUUGUACACCACAGCAUAAUCCGAAUCAGCAGGAAAGGAUGGCACAUGCUCCUCAACUUCCUCUUCCACACUGCCAUGACGUUUGGGGUGUUUGCAGGAGGCAUCAACCAGAUCAAGUACCCUGUGAUCUGUCAAGUGGUUGGCAUUAUCUUGCACUACUCCUCCCUCUCUAGCAUGCUAUGGCUGCUCUUCACUGCCAGGAAUAUUUGCAAGGAGGUGUCCAAGGCUCCACCCAUACCUCAGGACAGGGACACUCCCAACCAACCACGGCCUAAAGCCACCAUCUUCAGGUUUUAUCUGGUCAGUGGUGGGAUCCCUCUAAUUAUAGUGGGCGUUACGGCUGCUAUUAGCUUGGAUAACUAUGGUAGCAGAGAUGACGCCCCUUACUGUUGGAUGGCCUGGGAGCCCAGUCUUGGGGGCUUUUACGGUCUCACUGCCUUCUUGGUCUUGGUAAUGUGCAUCUACUUUCUAUGGACAUUUGUGCAGCUAAAGCGGCACCCGGAGCGCAAGUAUGAGCUCAAGGCCAUGACCGAAGAACAACAGCGUCUAGCCGUAGCUGAAAUCGGCCAUUGCCACGCUGUCAGCGGAGAACCAGGUGAGCAUGGCGAUCACACAGGCUGCACAGCCAUCACAGCCUCCAUGCUGGCCAACGAACACUCUUUCAAAGCUCAGCUGAGGGCCACCGCCUUUACUCUCUUCCUCUUCCUGGCCACCUGGGUUUUCGGAGCACUGGCUGUAUCACAGGGCCAUUUUCUAGACAUGAUCUUCAGCUGCCUAUAUGGAGCAUUUUCAGUCACAUUGGGGCUUUUUCUGCUGAUUCAGCACUGUGCGAAACGUGACGACGUGUGGCACCGGUGGUGGGCCUGUUGCCCCAACAAACCAAAGGUGGAGGUCAACGGAGAGUCGGCGGGGAGCACCGCUCCCCCUACUCAAAGUCACAGCCAUACACCAUCCCACGGGCAGAACCAAAUCCACUGCCAGGUCGACUCGUCCUGCCCGGGUAAACCUUUGCUUUCCCCACACCUACACUCCCCUUUGCCGCACUGCAAGUUGGGUACUCUGCCCUCCACCCAGAACCACACGAGCACCUGCUGUGCCACCCUUCACAGCCCCUCUUCCUUAAUCGGGAGCACGACUCGCCCGCAGUCCCUCCCUGAUGAACUGCCCCGGCCAACCCUUCCCCUGCAAAGCUGCCUGAAGGACAGGUCUAAGACUCGUUCUUUCAACCGACCUCGGCCCUGCCUCAGGGACUAUUCUUAUCACAUGACCUCCACCAGCAUGGACAGCAGUGUGCACAGCUCCCACCUGGACAGCCCCCACAGCAUGCACCUGGACAACCCUCUCACCUGCCACACGUCCCACUUGGACACUCAACUCUCUUGUCACAGCCCCCACCCAGACAACCAGCUGCGCUGCCCCAGUCCCAGUCCUCACCUCGAGAGUUUGGCUUCACACGGCCUUCACGAUAGCCUCUCCUGCCAUAGCGCACACUUGGACAGUCAGCUCUCCUGCCACAGACACAUGUGCUGUGCCAAAGCAGACCCAUUCUCGAGCAUAUGCUGCCAUAAAGCUGACCCAUUUGUCAGCCCUUGCCAGGCGGAGGAUCCUGACACGGGUCCACUGGUGUACAGUUGCACAAAAAUGGCCGAUAAAGAGGACGAAACCAUGCUGCAUUUGGAUAUAACCCCUCCGAAGGCCACUCUGUUGUGCUCCCAGGCCACGCUUAGCAGGAAAGGCACCCUCAGCCGGAGAGGGACACUGAGUCGGAACAGUAGUCAGCAUGAGGACUACGUACUUACCUCUGAUUCCACAGGUAACAUUAGGACUGGACCUUGGAAAAACGAGACAACCGUGUAGGCCUGUGAAUGACGUGCUAACCUGUUUCUCUCGCCUGAGCUAAACUACUGUGUAGUCCCAGGGCUGUUACCCAAAGGCCCUCUCUUCUUUGAGCUAAGCUACUGUGUAGUCCCUCUGCUGUGACUUUCCCUCUCUCACCCACCCCAUAUACCUUCUCUUCCACUUUAAAGAGGUUUGAACCUCUGCUUACCUCUUCUCAGACUUCAUCUCAUGUCUCAUCCCAGCUCCAUUCGGUUUGUCCUCUUGCCAUUUUGAUAUGACAGCAAAGAUCACAUGACAUACAUUUUAAUUUGGAUGAUUUUUUAUAAUCAAACUGAUUUUUGUACAUGUGUUUUUGGGUAUGGUAACAUAAAGUGAAAUUAUGUCGUUGUGGAUGUGUGUGAGUGUGUGUGUGCAUUUAGUAGGUGAGAAAGUACUGAGUGCAUGUGUUUGUGUCUAUUUGCAUGUGACAACAUGCUUGUGUGUAUAUAGAUAGCAAGAUUUCCAUUCGUGCAAGAAAAGUCCUCUGUUUUUUAAGAGCCAAAAUCUCCCACAUUUGUGUUUAGCCUUUUAAUAAAAAAAAACGCUAAAUGGAUCGCCAAGUGUGAAAACACCAGCACUUAAUUAGAUUUUUACUUUGAAGGAAAACUGUGAAUUGCCACUAAUGAAAUUAAGAUUAGUCAAUGAACAAAUAUGUGAGUUACAGUAUAUGUGCCAAACGGUAUAAUAAUUAAAAUACAACUCUUAAAACUGAGAUCUACCACAAAGUACGAAGUAGUUUGUGAUUAUGUGGAUAAUGGUGUGUGGUUGUCACAACAAAGCUGUCAUUUUUUUCAUCUACAUACAUAAAAACAGCAAACAAAUAGGCUCCCUGUGUUUCCAUGGUGACAAAUCA
This is a messenger RNA of Sinocyclocheilus rhinocerous, 3291 nucleotides long. It is a transcript of the gene adgra1a, whose product is annotated as adhesion G protein-coupled receptor A1a. The transcript has 7 exons. NCBI's taxonomy places the organism in Eukaryota, Metazoa, Chordata, Actinopteri, Cypriniformes, Cyprinidae. Gene Ontology annotation, biological process: cell surface receptor signaling pathway; G protein-coupled receptor signaling pathway. Bases 444 to 2417 code for a protein of 657 amino acids. Gene Ontology annotation, molecular function: G protein-coupled receptor activity. The record is from RefSeq and is a predicted model, not a curated record. Gene Ontology annotation, cellular component: glutamatergic synapse; postsynaptic density; plasma membrane.